This is a messenger RNA of Folsomia candida, 2216 nucleotides long. RefSeq lists its product as uncharacterized. The transcript is spliced from 5 exons. The coding region runs from base 160 to 2112 and encodes 650 amino acids. The record is from RefSeq and is a predicted model, not a curated record. NCBI's taxonomy places the organism in Eukaryota, Metazoa, Arthropoda, Collembola, Entomobryomorpha, Isotomidae.
UCUCACGCAUCUUAUCAUCCAAGUGGUACCAUUAACUUUCUGAUCAAGACAAACUCUAGACGUAUUUGUAUUUGUGUGUGCGUGUUUCUGAAAAAUGUGGCCGUGGUCGUGAAUGAAAAUUUGCUAGGAAAAAUUUAGAAUUUUUAAUAGCUUCAAAACAUGAAGAGGUCAGCCGCCUGGAUUUUUUUAGGGAUUGUUCUUCUCCACUCGAAAAGUGCGGGGGGAUUGUUACUCGACCUUUUUGGGGAGAAGGAUCGGCACGGGAUAUCGAUCCGCGUGGAAGUUAGUGACACGGAAUGUUCCACAUUUCCGGUUUCCUGGUCGUCCAAAGCCGCCUCGGUGAAUACGCUGGGGAGUUGUGUGCAAUUGUAUGACGAGCCCUUGUGCAAGGGAGCCCUCACGAUAAUCCAGCCAUUCCACACGAUCCAUCAGAUGGAUCUUUCCCUCAUCAAUUUUGCGGAAAGGGUCCAAUCAGCGUCGGCUUGUGGGCCGAAGGUGAAAUCGGGACGGUUUGUCCUGCAAAAUGCGGCAGAUGCCUCGGUGCUCACGGUCAGUUCGAAGUAUGGCGGUUUCGCGAGGGCAUUCACGGUCAAUGCGAGCACCCUGAUUUCAAAGGCGCAACAGUGGGACAUAGUUGAGCUCUCAAAUUCCGAAUAUUCCCUAAAACCACGUGAAUUCGGGGACAAUUAUCCCGUCUCGUAUGACGAGGAGUCUCUAAAACAGGGGAAAAUUGUGAAAAAGUUGUGGAAACUGAUGAGCGUGGGGAGAGGGAGGUACCUCAUCAAAAGCGAAAAAGCGCAGCGUUGUCUGUACAAAACAGAGCAGAGCAAAGUGGAAGAACACGAUUGUCGAGUUUGGUCCCCAAAUCAAGAAUGGGUCCUCAAAGAAAUAUUUGGAAACCCAAAAACUUCCAAAAACGCUGGCUCCAUCGCAUCCCGCGGUCCCGGCUACAAUUUCAACGUGCUCUCCAAAGUCGCCUCGUACAUCCCCCCGAGCAAACCGUUGCCCGAAUUUGCUCCCAUUUUCAUCAACGCGUCCACUCUGGCAACCAUGAAGCGGAAGAAAGUGACCCCCGCGCCGUACACGAUUCAGAAAAAGAUCCGCCGCGGUCCGCGCCCCGUGUCGAAACCGACGCCCGCUUUGUUGUCCUACAUUCGACCUCCAGGCCUAAGAGAGAGACCCGCUUUAGCCAACAAGGUCGCGAACAAUAACAAAUUCCUGCUGCUCAAAAAUCCGCAAAAUAACGUCAAGGAAUUCGUCCCCAGUGACGAUCGUGUCGAAACGUACGCGUACUAUCAGCAAGUCCUCCUCGCCGAAAAGGAGAGGGAGGAGCUCCUUAAAAAGGGCAAGAAACCUCUCGAAAUCCCAAAACUUCCGCCUUUUCCGCCAUCAAACAGGGACAAAAAGAAGGUCACGAUAGGCGCCAGUGAUGACGAAGAAGGUGACAACGACGACGAGGAAGACGACGAUGCCUCCACCGAGAAGAAAACUAUUACUAUAACGAUUCGGCGGAAGAAGAAGAAAGAUAAGCAAGAGGAGGACGAAGAUAAGUCUGAAGAUGACCAAAAUUCAGAAGAGGAAGAUUCCGAUGAGGAAGAUAAGCCCAAAAAGAAGAAGAAACCACCACCACCACGACCAACUCCACCGCCGUUUAAUCCAUAUGAUAUCAAUUUUGUGAAUUUUGACCACACGAACCAAUCUCACACCGGAGUUUUGCAAGAUGACGAGUUGAACUCGAGUUUUUUGCAGUCGGUUUUUUACAAGGUUAAAUCCCUCGUUCCGGGCUUAUCGAGUGGUAAGGAUAAUGAAGAUAAGAAUGCAGCCACAACAACGGGACAGCAAAAUCAUCAAACUCAUCCACAUUUGAUGAGACCAAGUCAUCAUGAGAACAGUAAUGAAUAUGGACCACCACCACCGCCACCGAGACGACAUAAAUAUGAACAGCGACCAGAACAUGACCUUGGACCACCACCACGUGGCCAUAAACAGGGACCCGACCAACACGACUACGAUCUGCAGUACGGUCCUCCUCCAGGUCUUCGCCUCCCGAAGAGGAAAAGUUCUACCACAACCACCACAGAAAAGUCUGGUUUGUUCAGUUUUCUUGGAUGAAUUCAAGGAAAUUGGAAUGAAAAAUAAUAAUUGUUCAUGAAUAUUUAUUUAUUAUUUAGCAGCACAAAAAAAUAAAUGGAUGCAUAUUUAUUACAUACAAAUUA